CUGUGGGGCUCGGUCAGCCAUGGAAUACUCGGGCCCCGGCGAAUCGCCGGGCGCAGACGCGGCGGGACCCGACCCUCAGCUGGCGGUCACCAUGGGCUUCACAGGGUUCGGGAAGAAAGCUCGCACAUUUGACUUGGAGGCCAUGUUUGAGCAAACUCGAAGGACAGCUGUGGAAAGAAGCCGGAAAACACUGGAAGCAAGAGAGAAAGAGGAAGAAAUGAACAGAGAGAAAGAAUUAAGAAGACAAAUUGAAGAUGUUGAACCAAGACCGUCGGGCUCAAGUGCAGUCAGAGAGCACUCAAAACCAUCGCCCAGGGACACAAGCAGCAGUGGCAGUGAAGACAGUUCUGACUCUUCUUCUGAUGAUGAGUUAAUUGGCCCUCCUUUACCCCCUAAAACGGUAGGAGAACCAGUCAACACUGUGGAUGAAGAUAUCUUGGGCCCUUUACCUCCACCUCUCGGGGAAGAAGGAGAAGAUGAUGAUGAUGAUGAACUAGAGGAUGAAGGAGAAGAGGAAAACCCUGUCCAAAGGAUUCCUGAUUCUCACGAGAUAACACUGAAGCAUGGCACUAAAACGGUUUCUGCUUUGGGUUUGGAUCCCUCAGGUGCCCGCUUGGUCACUGGAGGAUAUGACUACGAUGUUAAAUUUUGGGAUUUUGCUGGAAUGGAUGCUUCUUUCAAGGCUUUUCGAUCCCUUCAGCCUUGUGAGUGCCAUCAGAUCAAGUCACUACAAUACAGUAACACAGGAGACAUGAUUCUUGUUGUAUCUGGAAGCUCACAGGCCAAGGUGAUUGACAGAGAUGGUUUUGAAGUAAUGGAAUGUAUAAAAGGAGACCAGUAUAUUGUAGACAUGGCCAACACCAAGGGUCAUACAGCAAUGCUUCAUACUGGCUCGUGGCAUCCCAAAAUAAAAGGAGAAUUCAUGACUUGCUCAAAUGAUGCGACUGUAAGGCUCUGGGAAGUUGAAAAUCCAAAGAAGCAGAAAAGUGUUUUUAAACCUCGGACAAUGCAGGGUAAAAAGGUCAUUCCCAUGACGUGUACGUACAGUAGAGAUGGGAACCUUGUUGCAGCUGCCUGUCAGAACGGAAGCAUACAGAUCUGGGACCGGAACCUGACAGUUCAUCCCAAAUUCCACUAUAAACAGGCCCAUGACCCUGGUACAGAUACUUCUUGUGUGGCUUUUUCCUAUGAUGGUAAUGUCCUUGCCUCUCGUGGAGGUGAUGAUACAUUAAAAUUAUGGGACGUCCGACAAUUUAAUAAGCCAUUAUUUUCAGCCUCAGACCUUCCCACCUUGUUCCCAAUGACCGACUGCUGUUUCAGUCCUGAUGAUAAACUCAUAGUCACUGGUACCUCUGUGCAAAGGGGAUGUGGCAAUGGCAAACUUGUCUUCUUUGAGCGCAGGACUUUCCAAAGGGUGUAUGAAAUUGACAUCACAGAUGCGAGUGUUGUCCGCUGCCUGUGGCAUCCAAAGCUGAACCAGAUCAUGGUUGGAACUGGAAAUGGAUUGGCAAAAGUGUAUUACGACCCCAACAAAAGCCAGAGGGGAGCAAAAUUAUGUGUGGUUAAAACCCAGCGGAAGGCCAAACAAGCUGAGACACUCACCCAGGACUACAUCAUCACGCCUCACGCCUUGCCCAUGUUCCGUGAGCCCCGCCAACGAAGUACGAGGAAACAGCUGGAGAAGGAUAGACUGGACCCCCUGAAGUCACACAAGCCAGAACCUCCUGUAGCAGGCCCAGGUCGUGGUGGCCGAGUUGGAACUCAUGGGGGCACCCUGUCGUCCUACAUUGUGAAAAACAUUGCUUUGGACAAGACUGAUGACAGUAACCCUCGAGAAGCCAUUUUGUGUCAUGCCAAAGCAGCCGAAGAUAACCCAUAUUGGGUUUCGCCGGCGUAUUCCAAAACUCAGCCUAAAACCAUGUUUGCCCAAGUGGAAUCUGAUGAUGAAGAAUCAAAGAAUGAACCAGAAUGGAAAAAACGAAAAAUUUGAAGAAUCUCAUUUAAGAGCUGUUUGCAUGGUGCAAGAGGAUAGGGUGCAGUGUCCCGCCCCGCCCCCCAGUGCUUA
Peromyscus leucopus (white-footed mouse) is the source of this 2065-nucleotide messenger RNA. Its product is annotated as WD repeat-containing protein 70. The record is from RefSeq and is a predicted model, not a curated record. Gene Ontology annotation, cellular component: nucleus; site of double-strand break. NCBI's taxonomy places the organism in Eukaryota, Metazoa, Chordata, Mammalia, Rodentia, Cricetidae. Gene Ontology annotation, molecular function: protein binding. Gene Ontology annotation, biological process: regulation of DNA double-strand break processing. Bases 20 to 1990 code for a protein of 656 amino acids. The transcript has a single exon.